AUGUCCAACAAACCCCUGACCAUCGCCAUUGGCUGCGACGACGCCGGCUGCGGCUACAAGAACAAGAUCAAGGCCGACUUCGAGAACGACCCCCGCGUCGAGAAGGUCAUCGAUGUCGGUGUCAACAGCAGCGACGACAAGACCGCAUACCCACACCCUGCUGUCGACGCUUCAAAGCUCGUAGCAGAAGGAAAAGCCGACCGCGCACUUUUGAUCUGCGGAACUGGUCUCGGUGUCGCCAUUUCGGCGAACAAGGUCCCUGGCAUCCGUGCCGUUACUGCUCACGAUAGCUUCUCUGUUGANAGAGCAAUCCUGAGCAACAAUGCUCAGGUCCUGUGUAUGGGCGAGAGAGUUGUCGGUGUUGAGGUUGCAAGGAGGUUAGCCAAAGAGUGGCUAGGCUACAAGUUUGACGAGCAGAGUGCGAGUGCAAAGAAGGUUGAUGCCAUCAUGGAGCACGAGAGGAAGAACUACCAAGGUGCGCAACAUGUUGAGAACAUUGCUUUGGGCAAGGCUGCGUGA
Molecule: messenger RNA, 519 nt
Organism: Aureobasidium uvarum
Lineage: Eukaryota; Fungi; Ascomycota; Dothideomycetes; Dothideales; Saccotheciaceae
Source: the annotation of a GenBank genome assembly